UCUGACAUAUAUUUUAGUGCAAAACAAAUGUUCCUGUAUGUGCUUUCUUCCAUGUUAAUUACUGAUAACUUUAAAGACGGCAUUUAUAAAAUAAACCGCAUUUGAGAAGUUAACUUCCGUUAUAUGACGUCACGAGUGAAAUUCCCCCGCUACACCGACAACAAAGAUGGCGGCCAGACCCGGCUUUCAGAGCCCCAUGCAGCCUCCACAGCCAAGGUUUAACCCGCAGGGACCACCGAUGAGACCAUUUCAUCCUCAGGCUUACCCACAGGGAGGCUCCAUGCGCCCAGGAUACCCCAGUCCAGGCCCAGGGGGGACCCCCAUGGGUCAGAUGCCAGGGACCCCAGGGAGAAUGCACAUGAUGCCCUCGUCACAUCAUACCCCCAGUGGAGUACCUCACCCCUAUACAGGAAGUGGCAGCCCCAGUACUAAGGGCUCAACCUCCAAGUCCAAGGACACUGGUCCCAAGUCUAAACAGGAGUCUUCAGGUGGCAAGUCGAAAGAAACCUCCAGAUCCAAAGAGCAAAAAUCGAAAGAGCCCAAAGACUCCACCAUGCACCGUUCUGGGAUGACGCCAGCCAUGCAGGCGGCCAUUGAUAGGAGGCGCCAGCUGCAGCAGGACUCGCGGACAAUACAGAUGAGCAAAAAUAAAAAGAAGAAGAAGAUGGCAGACAAGAUCCUGUCCCAGCGUGUACGGGAUCUUGUCCCAGAGUCCCAAGCAUACAUGGACCUGUUGGCGUUUGAGCGAAAGUUGGACUCCACCAUCAUGAGAAAGAGGCUGGAUAUACAAGAGGCACUGAAAAGACCAAUGAAGCAAAAGCGGAAGCUGCGUAUCUUCAUCUCCAACACGUUCUACCCAUCUAAAGUUGAGGAGGAGGGGGAGGAGACGAUACCUUCCUGGGAGCUUAGGAUAGAGGGACGGCUACUGGAGGAUUGGCAUAGGACUCCCACCACUAAUGAGACUGAUGGUUUCCAAGUGAAGAGGACUGGAGACAAAAAUGUCAAGUGUACGGUGCUCCUAAUGCUGGAUUACCAGCCCAUGCAGUUUAAGUUAGACCCCAGACUAGCUAGACUAUUGGGUGUCCACACACAGACAAGACCAGUUAUUAUCAAUGCUCUGUGGCAGUAUAUUAAGACACACAAACUGCAGGACAAACAUGAGAGAGAGUACAUUAACUGUGACAAAUAUCUGCACCAGAUCUUUCAGUGUCAGAGGAUGAAGUUUUCAGAGAUACCCCAGAGACUGCACGCCCUGCUCAUGCCUCCUGACCCCAUUGUUAUCAACCAUGUGAUUCUCCUCCACUCCCCAGCUUCAGGCAGUACCAAAGUGGAAGGUCCUGAUGCUGCCAAGAAAACAGCUUGUUAUGAUAUUGAUGUGGAGGUGGAUGACACCCUGAAGGAACAGAUGCAGUCCUUCCUGCUCUCCUCUCAGAGUCAACAAGAAAUACAACAACUCAAUGAUAAGAUCCAUGAGACUGUAGAAACCAUCAACCAGCUGAAGACCAACAGAGAGUUUCUUCUCAGCUUUGCCAAGGAUCCACAGGAGUUUAUAAACAACUGGCUGGUCUCUCAGACCCGAGAUCUCAAGACAAUGACAGAUGUGGCAGGUAACCCUGAGGAGGAGAGACACACCAACUACUACUACCAGCCCUGGGCACAGGAGGCUGUCUGUAGAUACUUCUAUGGCAAGGUACAGCAAAGAAGAAUAGAACUUGAGCAAGCUUUAAGUAUCAGAAACACCUAACACACAGAAAGCACUUGUUCAUUGAUUGUUUCCUGUUGAAGUUGUUCUAUCCAAUAUCUAUGACAGAUAGAACUCUUCAGGCAAGGCCUAUAUUGUAUCUACUGAUCUGGAUACUUGGAUAUAUUGACAUGGAUACAUGGAUAUCCUAACUUGGAUACAUGGAUAAAUUGACAUGGAUAGAUGGAUAUCCUCACCUGGAUAGAUGGAUAUCCUGACAUGGAUAUAUAAUGGCUUGGAUACAUGGAUACAUUGACUUGGAUAUAUGGAUAUCCUAACCUGGAUACAUGGAUAUCCUGACCUGGAAACA
Molecule: messenger RNA, 2051 nt
Organism: Lingula anatina
Lineage: Eukaryota; Metazoa; Brachiopoda; Lingulata; Lingulida; Lingulidae
Product: SWI/SNF-related matrix-associated actin-dependent regulator of chromatin subfamily D member 1
Source: RefSeq, a predicted model, not a curated record